UCAAUUGCUCAUAAAGACCUUAUCGCUGAUUCUCGCGGCUAUUCGAAGAGACCGACUCCGGCGCACGACCUACCGCUGUUAGUUAAUUGGGGUAUAUGUACUUGAUAAGAGAAGGGUGAAAAAAGAUAAAGAAAAUAGUCGGAUAGAGGUACAUGAAAGCCAUGGAUGUAGGGCCUAGCUCGACCGCCUUUGCGCUUUCCAGUUUCCCAUACACCAAUCCUAGCGCUAUGCAGUUCCCCGCUACCGCAGCGCCUGCUUCCGCUAUUCCAGGCGCUUCCAUCAGUGGGAACUACUUUCCCUUCCCCAAUUCCAACCCCAACGUCUAUGAAUCCCCCAGUUCCGAUUUGUUGCAACAACAACACAAUCAACAAUAUCUCAAUGUCGGAGGAACGCGAAAGAUGCGCAAGAGGAAAGCUGAGUCCCAGGACAAUGAAAGACUAUCCAAGAGACUAAGUCUCCUCAAUCUCGAAAAAAAUGGGCAGAAGCUCUACGUCCCAGUCGAGAGCCCCAAGCUCAGGCCGGCUGAAUGCACCUCGCUAACCCAGGUUCCCGAAAAUGAUAGCAUGCAGCUUGACGACUCAAAGCACAAGGUGUACAUCCAUAACCUAGACGACGAGCUCUCAGACACCGAGUCCGAGUCCGACGGCCGCCUUGUCUUUAUACCCGACAUUGAGAAGCAUCUCAUGCAGAACCGCAUCCCGCCCUUAGUACUAGCCAAUAAGGACGGCGAGAUUGCCGGCAUGCAAUUGGUUUUAUACAGAGAGCCUACCUCCUUAACUAUACCCGAGGAGAAGGAUAGCGUGAGGAGAGCCAUCAUUGAAGCGAGACAAAGGGCCAGGGACAAGCAAAAGGAGGAGCUUGAACAACAAGCUGCGCCUCCGUCGAACCCUGCCCCAUCUACGUUUAAUACGCCAAGUACGCCGAUUACUAUGAAUGGAUUUAUGAACCAUAAUGGGGCCGAACUCCCCCCUGACGACGACCCAGAUGCGAUGGAGGUGGACUGAACGGAUUAUGACUAUACGUAUACGGAGUUUGGGCUAAUUUUAUAGAUACCCUGGCGGGUAGGUGCAAUACCAAAGGGACCUAGGUGCUUAUUCUUUACUACAGGCGUAUGAGCGGCGCACUCAACGGCACCAUUUGGACAUUCUGUCAGCAUGCAAUACUUGGUGCCCAUGUAGGCUAC
Daldinia loculata is the source of this 1183-nucleotide messenger RNA. RefSeq lists its product as uncharacterized. The record is from RefSeq and is a predicted model, not a curated record. The transcript is spliced from 2 exons. Bases 153 to 1004 code for a protein of 283 amino acids. NCBI's taxonomy places the organism in Eukaryota, Fungi, Ascomycota, Sordariomycetes, Xylariales, Hypoxylaceae.